Synchiropus splendidus (mandarinfish) is the source of this 2172-nucleotide messenger RNA. RefSeq lists its product as uncharacterized. Bases 1 to 2172 code for a protein of 723 amino acids. NCBI's taxonomy places the organism in Eukaryota, Metazoa, Chordata, Actinopteri, Syngnathiformes, Callionymidae. The record is from RefSeq and is a predicted model, not a curated record. The transcript is spliced from 16 exons.
AUGGCAGCUGUCGAUCUCUCCCUAACUGAAGGUCCUCCUCGCUUCGAGGCUCUUGAUGGGACGGGUGUGUUUCCCAUCACUGAGCAGUAUGCUGCACAGUGUGGCUACACCAUUAACACUGAGCUGUCCCUGCACCGCGUGGAGCUCCGAGCCUCGUACUUCAGCUGUCACACUCGCAACAAAGAUGAUGAGGUGUUCACCUUCUACUUCAACGUGAUUGUAAUGCAUGAAGGCAUCGAGAUGACUCACACUUUCAACAGAACCUGCUCUCCAGCGCUCCCCUGGGCGUCCAGAGAAGUUGUCUGUGAGGAAAACUACAUGGAGGUGUCUGUGAGGAGUGAUGUGGUCUGUCCAACACGCAGCCUCAUGGGGGAUUUGGACUCUGUCAAGAUGGCCUAUGCCUCUGCCACGUCUGACUGGCAGGUGAUGUUCCAGCGGGAACUGAAGCCCAUGAACCUCACACAAGCUCAUGACCGGCAAUAUGCAUUUGACCUAACCGAUGGAAGGCUGGUAUUUCGCACUCCAUAUGGUCAACCUGACUCGAUCAGCACUACGGUGAAUGGUGUGCCAGUAGAGGUUGUCCAUGCCACUCUGCUCUCCAGACAAAGUUGGGUCGUCCUCAUGGUGGACCUGGUGGCUGCCUGCUCAAUGUAUGAAGGCUCAUAUGAUGAUACUGGAUACAUCGUGUGGGAGGCCCCAGAGGUGCCACAUCCCCUGCUCAAUGACCUUCACGGGACUCAAAUCAGGAUCGGCAUCAAGGGUGAACUCUUCAAGCUCCAGGAUGCAGAGCAAAUGGGCUAUUUUGUGGAAAAGGCUAACAACACCGUCCAAGUCAGCAUCGCCUAUGAUGCUGAAGGAGGAUCCAGAAAGAGUUACGUGGCUGGGGGCCUGCAUGAAUACUACACUUUUCACCUCCACCUGGAGCAAACAUCAGAGGAUGCAGACACAGAACUGCAUGUCCACCGGACCCUGACCACAGCUCUGCUGCCGUACCAUGUGUUUACAAGGAACAAUACUGUUUUGGAGGAGAAGCUCUUCAAAGUCCACCUCGGAGACUUUCCUGAGGACGUGCAGCUGGUGUCUGUGCAGCUCAAUGGCCGCCAGUUUAAACUGCCUCUGGCAAACACCAGCAGCUUCAGUGUAUCUAUGACGGAGCACAACAACACUCAUGGCUACACCCUUCAAGUGGCCUUUGAUGACCCCGUGGUCAAUCAGCAGUUCUCCAAAGAGGAUUCAGCGAUCCACCACAGCUUGGACAUCAACUACACGCUGGUUGUGCUGCCAGAGAAUGACUCCUUUCACCACUUCACAUCAGUCCUGGCACUGACAGAUGUUUCUCCACCAGUCUUCACUGGUGCUUGUUCAGAGUCUGGCGUCAGCUUCAAACUGAAGCACAGGCCCUUCGACUUCCUCUGGUACGUCAGUGUUGGUGACGAGGCCCUGACAUCAGAGCUGGCCAGCCAAUACUCGUACACCAUGAGCAACGACAGCAGCAGUCUGCAGAUCAGCGUGCCGCUCUUCACUCAAGGCUACGAAUACAAGAACGUUACUCUGGACGGCUUCUUUGGCACGUUUGAGAUCCUGGUGCGAAACGUGGAAACCGCUGAGGUGGCGAGCUCCACUGUGAAAACGUGCCACUUCACUCCUAAAGAGUUCAUCAUGUGUUCCACAGAUGGCUGGAUGACUGCGGCAGCAGACUUGCCUUUCAACAUCCCAAGAGUUGGCACUCCACCUGGACACCACCUUGUGGACAGAUUCUGUACACCAAAGGAGGCCAACAACACCAGGACCCUCUUCUCUUUCCCACUUAACAGCUGUGGCUCGACUGUUAAGCUUCGCAAGGAAUAUGUGACUUAUGAGAACAAAGUUUUCUAUGGUCAGGAGUCUGGUCUGAUGAAGCCUGCAGCGUCCCUCAGGAUGACUCUUCAGUGCACUUAUCCUUUGGAAGGGCUGAAACGUUUGUUUUCAACCUACAAAUUCCAAUCAGACGUUGUUGGUGUUGGCCACAUUGUGCAUUCUGACAAUCCCGCUGCAGGUUCAGAGCAUUCGGUUGCAAAGCCGACAGCUGCCGCCCCUCUGAUCACAAGACCUGUGAAAUACAGCUACGCACCGCAGUACAUCAAAAUGUCCAACUAUCUGCAGAGCAUCUCCAAGAAGGGUAAGUGGCUGUAA